Molecule: messenger RNA, 693 nt
Organism: Pygocentrus nattereri (red-bellied piranha)
Lineage: Eukaryota; Metazoa; Chordata; Actinopteri; Characiformes; Serrasalmidae
Product: leucine rich adaptor protein 1-like
Exons: 2
Coding region: 1-693 (230 amino acids)
Biological process (GO): positive regulation of cytokine production; positive regulation of canonical NF-kappaB signal transduction
Source: RefSeq, a predicted model, not a curated record
AUGGAGGCUGAGAACAUGAAGGCAUCCUCAGUGGAUCUGAGAAACCUUGAGGCUAAGGUUGGAAUGAAAACACCCGAUAGUCUUCUCCGAUGGAUGCAAGCUGAUGUCCUGGAUUGCGACUUGCUCGAGUCGGAGUGCCUCCCCAGUGACCUUUUUACAAAAAUCGAAACCAUAAAACUUGAAAUGAGGAAGUUGCGCUCUGCAGAUGUGAAGAUCCUACAGCAGCUGGAGGCUCUGAGUGAGGAGAUGGAAUGUGUGCGAUGGCUUUGGGAGGAACGAAGCUUUCACACCAGUCUGACCACCAACCAGAACGGCCAAAACGAAACCUUCAUCUCGAACAGCCAGAUAGUUUCCGAUUUAGAUCAAGAAAAUGGCAAAACGAGGCUAACAUCAGCAGAACAUGCUGAACUUUAUGGAUAUGAGAGUGGAACUGACCGAUCUGUGGUUAGUAGAAGUUCUGACCACUCCACGAUGAGACCAGAGCUUCAGGAAGCACCGGUAUUUGAUGAAGAAACAAUAAACGGGUACCAAGGACUGCUACUAGGCCGUGUGGAGAGUUUAGAAGCCCAGGCUCCAAGGCCAAAGGAAGAGCAGAAUGAUCCAGAUCCAUACCUGCUUGCUGGUGAGCUCCUCUUGGGUUAUGAUGUGCGUUGGCGUUGGGUGGAGCGUGAGGAUGACGUGAUGUUCCUCUGA